ACAAAUUGGAAAAUGCGAGUAGUAACCUAUCGCUGGAUACGCCUAGCGGUUUUGGUAGUGAUCACUACAGUAGCCAUGAUUUGUAUUGCAUUCAGAACUAUUGAAAAGAGGGAGAUACCGAUUCAAUUGAAUGCAUUGCAACCGGAAGUCCGUCAUAUUGCAUUUCUUAAAGUUCACAAAGCGGCUAGCACAACUAUACAGAAUAUUUUGUUUCGUUUUGGGACAGAACGAAACUUAACAUUUGUCAUGCCAGCUGUUGAUGCAAUAUAUCCAAAUGUAAUAAGUUUAUUAGAAACUGUUACUCCGAAAAACAUUCGGUCCAUACCGUUAUCAGCUACCCAUUUUGAUAUUUUAUGCCUCCACGUUCUAUAUAAUAGGACAGCGUUUGAAAAAAUUCUUCCAAAUGACACUGUUUACAUUGGUACACUUCGAGAUCCAUUUGAUUACUUUAUAUCAAUGAUGUUAUACUUUCCUAUGAUGUUUGAUCAAUUUAAUAUAUCUGGACCUAGAGCAAUAACAGAUUUUCUUGAAGAUCCAGAGAAACAUGAUGCAUCUAUAUCAAUUGAAAAGUAUGCUUUUUACAGUUUUACUAAAAACAGAAUGGCGAUAGAAUAUGGUUUACCACUGGACCUUCUUUUGAAUUCCAGAUCUAGAAGAAACGACAUUCAAAGAUAUAUUGAGCAGCUGGAUAAUGAAUUUGCACUAGUUAUCAUAGUUGAACAUUUUGAUGAGUCUUUGGUUUUGUUAAAACGUAUUUUGAAAUGGUCUACAAAGGAUAUACUUUAUAUCAGAAAAAAUGCGAAUAGAAACACAGGUAAUAAAGAAAUUAAUAUUGGGGAAAAUGAUCGGACAAGGUAUAGACAAUUAUCUGAAAUAGAUUACAUGUUAUAUAAACAUUUUUACAUCAAACUUUGGCGCCAAAUCAAAAUGGAAUUAUUAUUUCACGAAGAAGUGUUGUAUUUCAAAACUGUCAGAAAGGAAGUAGAAGACUUUUGUCACAAUUUAAGUCGAAAUUUAACAGUGUUAAAGAUACCAUCAUCAGAAUGGAGCGAAAAAUUUGAAAUAACUCGAGGCACAUGUGAUUCAUUAGUGAUUUCGGAAUUUGACUUUGUAAACAAAAUAAAAAAGAAGCAAUAUCCAAGGUAAAAAGAGAUGUUUGUCUCCGGCGUAUUUUCAUACUGGGUUGAUGUUCUCAAAAGUAUCAUAAGAUUUGUCCUAAGUCAGAUAUAAGACCAAUUUUAGGAUGGACUUAGGAUCAAUUUAAGACACUCUUAAGUUGUGUCUCGAAGCUUUCUCAGGCGCAUCUUAUGUUAGGACGUCCUAAUCGUAUCUUAUGUGCGAAAUUGUAAUAAUUACAUGUAUUACGUUAAAUGCAUGAAUUCAAAUGUUAUUAUAAAAUCAAUUCAAAAUUUCAACUGGAAAACAGUUUGUUUUGAAAUCAGAAUAUUGAAUUCAUAGCGUCAUCGUAUCGUAAAACACAAAGUUUAAAGUUUGAAAUCAUGCACAAUUUCUUUAUACGAGUUUAUAACCGAUGGUGCAUUUCAUUUCAUGUUUAUCUUAAUUUAUAAAAAUGAGAGAGAAAAAACAUGCACAAAGUUAGGAUGAAGAUGUGAUGAUCUUAAGACACAUACUUAGGUGUCCUAAAGUUAAGACGAAAAAAGUGAUAUAUCUUAAGUCAAGAGAGCUUCGAGAACAAAACUUAGGACAAAGACUUGUCAUGAGAUGGCCUUAGAACACGCCCUUAUCCUAUUAAGAUAGUUUCGAGAAGAAAACCCCUGGUUAAUAGUUAUUGCGUUAGUUCAUUUAUACAGGUGAAACGUUUCUGUGAUAAAUCGAAAGAUUCGUUUUAAAGGUAACAGUUGGUAUGUUCGAUGUCAAUUGUUAAAAACGGUAGUUUUUAAUUAGCUUUUGUUUAAAAUUUCAUUGGAUCUGCAGGAUCAUUAUUUUUUAUAUAACUGUUGAUU
Messenger RNA from Mytilus trossulus (common blue mussel), 1964 nucleotides. Its product is annotated as galactose-3-O-sulfotransferase 2-like. The transcript has 2 exons. Gene Ontology annotation, biological process: glycolipid biosynthetic process. Bases 13 to 1146 code for a protein of 377 amino acids. Gene Ontology annotation, molecular function: galactosylceramide sulfotransferase activity. Lineage: Eukaryota; Metazoa; Mollusca; Bivalvia; Mytilida; Mytilidae. Gene Ontology annotation, cellular component: membrane. The record is from RefSeq and is a predicted model, not a curated record.